Messenger RNA from Peronospora matthiolae, 216 nucleotides. The record is from the annotation of a GenBank genome assembly. Lineage: Eukaryota; Oomycota; Peronosporomycetes; Peronosporales; Peronosporaceae.
AUGCUGGCGGACAUGAUGACCAAGCCGAUCGCCGCUGUACAAUUUGAAAACAUUCGCGAUCGACUUGGGAUCCAAGGUGCCGCAGCUAACGAGUCGAGAGGGAGUUUUGGAAAGACGGCGGCUGUGAAGAAGACACCUCGUCAAGCUGCGUCAAGUGUUGAGGCAAGCCGAAGACCAAGCUUCGAUGUACCGGUGGGUACCGGUAUGUACCAGUAA